Canis lupus familiaris (dog) is the source of this 3002-nucleotide messenger RNA. It is a transcript of the gene ZNF300, whose product is annotated as zinc finger protein 300. Gene Ontology annotation, molecular function: RNA polymerase II cis-regulatory region sequence-specific DNA binding; DNA-binding transcription factor activity. The coding region runs from base 795 to 2474 and encodes 559 amino acids. NCBI's taxonomy places the organism in Eukaryota, Metazoa, Chordata, Mammalia, Carnivora, Canidae. The transcript is spliced from 7 exons. Gene Ontology annotation, biological process: regulation of transcription by RNA polymerase II. The record is from RefSeq and is a predicted model, not a curated record.
CCUGCACGGACCCGCCGGGUCCCCCAAGAUGGCGGCUCCCACCACGAGCCCCCGCGCCUGGGAGCCGCCAUCUUGCCUCCUGAACAAAGCCGCCGAGGUUGCCGAGGGGGCGAAACCGCUCUGUACGGCACGGCGCAUGCUCGGGAGCCCCGCGCUGGGCUCUUCCAGACAGGAAGCGGGAGAGUUCAUCAAUCCACGUUAAUCUGUGACAGAUGACGAGGGUCCGAGGCCGCCCCCAAGGUGAAGCCCCACCUCAGAUGUUUUCUCAAACCUCCCAUCGCCCUGGAUCCCUCGCGUCCUCAAGGAAGAAAACGUCCUUCGAACGUGAGAGCAAACAUAUCUAAAGUUUGAUGUCCAGAGAGGAGCACUGAUGGUUUUCCUUCCAGGUUGAUUUUGAACAAGCCUGGGAUAACCCUAUAGGAAACUAUCUACCUUUCAUGGGAAUACUCACUUCUUGUGAAUGAGUUCAGUCUUCUCUGUGUGACCCAUCCUGGGACUGAGAAGAAUUUACCAGACUGGUAAAUGGCUCCUGGAGAUAUAGUCUGUCUUUCAGUCCUGAUUCCUUGCACCUCUGCUCUUUUGGAAGAAAAACAGAAAAUGACCAAGUCUCAUGCAUGAUAUAGAACUGGGCAUAUGGUUUGGCAUGCUAUGGUAAAAAUGAGAAUGAUCACUUCAGAUUGAAACGGAGCAUGCUGUUAUAGGGUCCACUGUCAUUUGAGGAUGUGGCUGUAGCUUUCACCAAGGAGGAGUGGCAGCAACUGGAUCCUGCUCAGAGGACCCUAUACAGAGAUGUGAUGCUGGAGAACUUCAGCCACCUGGUCUCAUUGGGACAUCCAGUUUCCAAACCAGAUGUCAUCUCAAAGUUGGAACAAGGAGAAGAGCCAUGGAUCAUAAAGAGAGACAUACCAAAUUGGAUCUAUCCAGAGAGGGAGAAUAGACUCGAAAAUCCUCAACUGGAUAUGCUUGGAGGUGUUUCCUUCCAUAAGGAGAUAUUGGAAAGUGUAACAAGAGAUCGUUCAUUGUACUCCAUUUUUAAGGUCUGGCAGGAUGAUGACCAGGUGGAGAGAGAUCAGGAAAAUCAAAACAGACUUCUCAGGCAAGUCAUGGCCAUCAAAAAUAAAACAGUUGUUGAAGAGUCUGGCUAUUCAUUUAGGGCAUUAGGAAAACUAUUUCAUGACUACACAGACCUAGAUGCUUCAAAACAAAGACUGUGUAAGUGUAAAUGUAACUCAUUUGAAAAGAGCUUGGAACCUAAUAUAAAGUUAUUUCAUUGUACUAGGGGUUAUGCAAGAAAAAACACUGAUGAGAAUUUUGGAUGUGGGAGUACACUUAUUUCUUCCUAUUCUAAACAUGAAAAAAAUCAGAAUGGGGUGAAACACUGUGAAGGUAGUCAAUGUGGAAAAAUUAUCAGCAAUAAACAAUCUCUUAUUCAAUAUGUGAAUGAUGAAACUGGAGAGAAGACCUGUGUAUGCAUUGAAUGUGGAAAAUCUUUUCUAAAAAAGUCACAACUCCUAAUACAUCAACGAAUUCAUACUGGAGAGAAACCAUAUGAUUGUGGUGCAUGUGGGAAAGCCUUCAGUGAGAAGUCACAUCUCAUUGUACAUCAGAGAACUCAUACUGGGGAGAAACCUUAUGAAUGUUCUGAAUGUGGAAAAGCUUUCUCUCAGAAAUCAUCCCUCAUUAUACAUCAGAGAGUUCACUCUGGAGAAAAACCAUAUGAAUGUAGUGACUGUGGGAAAGCCUUCUCCCAGAAGUCACCCCUCAUUAUACAUCAGAGAAUUCACACUGGAGAGAAACCUUAUGAAUGUAAUCAAUGUGGGAAGGCCUUCUCCCAGAAGUCACAGCUGGUUAUACAUCACAGAGCUCAUACUGGAGAGAAGCCAUAUGAAUGUACUGAAUGUGGGAAAGCCUUCUGUGAGAAGUCCCACCUCAUUAUACAUAAAAGAAUUCACACUGGGGAGAAACCUUACAAAUGUGCUCAGUGUGAGGAAGCCUUCAGCAGAAAGUCCGAACUCAUUAUACAUCAGAUAAUUCAUACUGGGGAGAAACCUUAUGAAUGUACUGAAUGUGGGAAGACCUUCUCCCGGAAGUCACAGCUCAUCAUACAUCAGAGAACGCAUACUGGAGAGAAACCUUAUAAAUGCAGUGAAUGUGGAAAGGCCUUCUGUCAGCAGUCACACCUCAUUGGACAUCAGAGAAUUCACACAGGAGAAAAACCUUAUAUAUGCAGUGAAUGUGGAAAAGCCUUCUCUCAGAAGUCCCACCUCCCAGGGCAUCAGCGCAUUCAUACAGGAGAGAAACCAUAUGUAUGUGCUGAAUGUGGAAAGGCCUUUUCCCAGAAGUCAGACCUUGUUGUACAUCGGAGAAUUCAUACUGGGGAGAAACCCUAUCGGUGUACUGUAUGUGGGAAAGCAUUCAUUCAGAAGUCACAACUCACUGUACAUCAGAGAAUUCAUACAGUGGUAAAAUCAUAAGAAUGGGCUAAGCCCAGAAAAGUCUAAGGUAUCUGCACAAGCCUUAAUAAAUAAUACAAAGCUCAUGGAUUUCAUUAGUUUGAUGGCAUCUUUACUGAUAAAAUUUCACAAGCAAAAUAAAGUUCCUAAUGUGUUUAAUUUUUUUAUCAGAGAUAAUACAGACAUCUCAGUUAUAUAAAGAAUGGGCAUUUUCAUUAUGGGAUGGAUGUAAGACUUUUGAGAUUUGAACUGAAUGAUAAAUAUAACAAGUUACAAAUAUAGCUUAUUUUGAAAUUAGAUAUUUAUGAUUAUGUUACAUAAUAGGAAUUGGACAUGCAGUAAUAUUAUUAACAUUAGCUUUGCAUAAUUAUGACUGUGUAGUAAUUUCCCAUAGAGGACAUGAAGAAAGCUUGAGUCAAAAGAUGCUACAACCUAGUAACUGUGCUUGGGGGAAGGAUUUGUUUCUCCUAAAGGUACCUAUGAAAUUAUUCUUUUAGAUAGAUGGAAAGCUGGAUUGAUAAGGUUCAAUAAAUGUAGUCUUUUUGUUUG